Haliotis rufescens (red abalone) is the source of this 3664-nucleotide messenger RNA. Its product is annotated as myb/SANT-like DNA-binding domain-containing protein 4. NCBI's taxonomy places the organism in Eukaryota, Metazoa, Mollusca, Gastropoda, Lepetellida, Haliotidae. Gene Ontology annotation, cellular component: nucleus. Bases 316 to 1809 code for a protein of 497 amino acids. The transcript has 2 exons. The record is from RefSeq and is a predicted model, not a curated record.
ACACUUGACAAAACAAAUCGGAAAUACAGAGCAACGAGUUCGCUGACCGUAUUUAUCGAGAGGAAAUGGGCAGAAAUCACAAAUGUUAUUUGUGCAAAUGUGGAAGAAUAUGGUUGAAGAAAUCUGAAACUGGAUAUGCAUUAUGAACACCCGUAUACAGUGUAUAUUGGACAUCAUAAUGACUAACCUAUGAAGAGUUCAACAGCACUAGGAAAUGCCUGAUGUGGAGAAAAUGAGACUUACCACCUGAUCAUGCUGAUAGAAACUGUACGUCAAGAUGUGUUUAAGCAUAUCAUAAUGUUAUAAUGAAUAAUCAUGGAUCAGUCCAUGAACUGUUUUAAUCUGACACUAAGCCCGCAGGAUGCCUUUGCAAUGGCAGACCUUGGGUUUGAGAGACUUAAUAGAAAACCAAAUUUUAGUGCUAAGGAGACACAGUACAUCAUUGACAUGGUACGCAAGUACAAGUUUGUUCUCAAUGAGAAGGCAUUAGAUAGUGCUACCAAUGAAAGGAAGAGGGAAGUCUGGCAGUUGAUAUGUGAUGGUAUCAAUGAAAUGACACCAGGUGUUUCAAGAUCUGUUGACGAAAUUAGGAAACGGUGGCAGAACUUAAACUGUACUGCUCGGAAAGAAGCCUCAAAGUUUAAGAAAUAUCAAAUUGAAGGACUUGCUCCUCCACCUGUGUCAAACUUCAGUCUCCAGAUCUUGGGCAUGGCUGAUGAAACUCAGGAGGAUGGGGGUCCAGAUUUGGAUAUUAAUCCCCAGACCAUGAAAAUAGAGAUAGAUCUUGCCAAUGAAGACAGUCAAGAUGGCAGUAUCCAGGAUGUUCCAGGAUUUCCGAGUAGUCCAGGACACUCUUCUGGUGAGAGCAGCAAGUGUGAGAACUCCUCUGUGUCUAGUGUACAAGAUCAGGUCUACAUACCUCCAGUAUCAACCCCUACCUCUCUUCCUGCAAUAGAUGACCAGUUGCCAAUCAACAUGCCUGAAUCAAGCAAUAAUAAUCUCUCAAAGUUAGACGGUUCUAGUCAAUCAGCAUUAUCAUCUUUACAGCAUUCAAAAUUUACAAGCAAUGGAUCACUGCCUCAUAAUGAACAUGAUGUUCCUCACACCAGUGCAACAAGCAGACCUCAUGGAUCAGGUAGCAGUGGAUCAUUGCCAUCCAAGCCAUCGUCACAUACAUCAAAUCAGGGAAACACAAGUCAUUCAAGAAAUCACAGAAACAGAAAUCUGAAUCUAUCUAAUGACAUUCAAAUCCUAACUGAUACCCUCACCUCAUAUUCUUCUUUUACAACCUCAACUACCUCAACAAGUAACAAAUCAGGUUCCAAGCAGAACAGUAUUCAAGAUGGUGCAAAGAGGAGACGUUUUGAUGAUCAGUCAGUGAAACUUCAUGAAGAGCUGUUAGCAAGUGAACGAGACUCUUUGUCCUUGGAGCGAGAGAAACUUAAGCUUGACCGAGAGAAACUGAAGAUGGAACAAGAACAGCUGGCAGUGGAGAUGCAGAAGAUUCUCAUGGAGAAGGAGAAGCUGAACCUAGAGAAGGAUGUGGAGCGAGAGAAGCUGAGGAUGGAUCGGGAAAGAGUGUCUCUGGAAAUGCAGCAGGAGCGUCAGAAGCUUGCCCUCGAACGUGAACGUCUGGAGCUGGCUCGGGACCAGGAGAGGGCUCAUGCGAGACUGGAGCAGGAGAGAUUAGACAUAGAGAAGGAGAAAAUGGCAAUGGAGCAAGAAAAACUAGCUUUGGAAAUAAGUUAUUGGCGGAGAAAGUUACUCCAGACUCGGUCCAGUCAGGAAGAUUGUGGGUUCGAUAGUUAAGCAAUAUGUUGACUAUUUAUGAAGGAAUGUGGGAAUGGUUUGACUUUUGAAUGUUUCCACAACGUUGAUUUUCAAGUUUUGACCUGACUGAAGCAUGUCUUAAGUCCAAUGAAAAAUCAGUGUAUAUGGUCAAAGUAUUGCAUCAGAUGAAACAUGUGAAAAUUAAUAUUUUUGUUACACUUUGUUUUUAUCUUCUAAGUGAAAUACCAUCAGUAAGUCAUACAGUAAUAUAGGUUUUCUGAAAUGAUGUCACAUUUUCAGUAUUAUGAGAAUAUAUUCCUUGGUAAAGUUAUUUUUUUAUGUAAGGGCAUUAAGAAUCUCCAAGCAGGUCCUUGAGAAAACUGUCCAAAACCAUAAUAACUUGAUAUAUGAUGAGGCCUAUGUGAAUACCGGAUAUCUUCCACCAUUUUGACAAGGGAUGAGCCUGAGCUUCCUAACUAAAAUAUGUUUCCAGCACAUUUUUGUUGCCUCUCCAAAAUAACAGGGGUCUUAGGGUCUUGCAACUUGAAACAAAUUCUGUCGUAAGUAACUGUAAAUGGCAUUUCUAGUUACGAAAGUUAUUGGAAAAUACUAUGUGUUGGUUGAAAUGUGGUCCUGAUGCAUGAAGCUUUAUAUAUGAAGGUGCCACAAGCAAUUAUGAAACUAGCAAUUAUCAUGAUUAUCUAUUUUCGAGUACUAUUUCAAUGUUCAUGUCCAAUUUUCAGUGUUUAUGAAUAUACUUGAUAUUUAAUAUUGAGUUAUAUUAUCCAUAAGGGUAGAAGGAUCAUGUGUAAUAACUUUUCGAUAUUUGCAUAUGUGCAUUUUUGUGAGGCUCAAUGCUGAUUGGUCUGUUGAAGCUAUAUGACUCCACAGUGCUUCAUUGUUGAGAAAAAUAUUAUGUGACGUCAUCCAAUGUUCAUGAUGUCACAAAUGAUUUACAUGAUGUCAUUAAAACACAAGGGUGCCUUCAUUGAAGUUUCAUUGUAGGGUUGACAUCUCACACGUUUUUGCUUCAUUUUCAAACUUAAGAUAUCUACUUGAAACUAUGAAUUGUUGAUUAUCUGUCAUGAAUUAAUUCUGUAAGUCCCUCUCAAAGGCUCGGGAUAAACACCAUUCAUUCACUCCGGACAGAUAAUACCAAUGCAAGCAGAGUCAAUUUCUCUGCCUUUUUGAAGCUUUUUGAAAAUAGUAUGUUAGUCACCUCAUACAACCAUUGAGUGUUGUGUCAGUCACGAAAUGUGGUGAGUGUGUUGGGGACAAAGGACCAACUAUUGGCCGCAUUGUAGCUGGAAUGUUACUGUGUGCGGCGUAAACAAACAAACAAACAAAUAUAGUGGUAUUGAAAUCUUUGGACGUCUUUGGCUGGACAUUGAAAGUCAAAAUGGACAGUAUUUCAUGAAUGUUAAGUCUUUAAUUGUGCAAUAUUUUUCUUCAAUCGUACCACACCAAUCAUGGUGUUCCUACCUUAACAGUCAGAUGUCUUUAUUUAUUGUUAAACAAACAUAAUGUUUAAUCUGACCUUUGGUGUUGUCCAAACAAAAAAUUGUUGUAGUUAAUUUGGUGUUUUAUUUUCUACUGAUGUCGUAAAGAUUUUAAAGAAAAGUGCAUUUAAGAUAUUUUGACUUUUACUGUUAUAAGGUGGCAUUUAGUGAUUUUCUGUGUGUAGACUUCUAAAUGUGCUGUAUGAUGAUUCUAUUUUAUUAUUGAAGACACAAUACAUAUUUGAUAAUCAUUUGUUCUGAUAUAUUUAUCAAUAAUAAUGGCAUGUUUAGUCUAGAGUUUCUCAGAGAAGAUUGUAUUUGUAUGCUAGUCAAAACAUAUUGGCUUUGACAUGAAAACAAUAAAUUACUGAAAUAUUAAAGAAAUACUGACAGUA